AAAAGGAAAAGUUAAGGCAGAUUUUAACAUUUCAAGCUCUUCAUCAAAUGGACAGGAUUGCGGUCGUUACGGGUGCGAAUAAAGGGAUCGGAUUCGAGAUAUGCAAGCAACUCGCUUUGAAUGGAGUCUUUGUCGUAUUAACCGCAAGAGAUGUGAAUAGAGGGAACGAGGCGAUCGAGAAGCUUGCGAGUAUUGAGAUCUCCAACGUGGUCUUUCAUCAGCUCGACGUGGUGGAUAGGAUCAGCGUCGAUUCGCUGGCCGAUUUCCUCAAGGUUCGGUUCGGAAAGCUUGAUAUUCUGGUGAAUAAUGCAGGUGUAACCGGAGUAACACACACGAAAGAAGACUUGGUUUUGACUGCAGAUCACCUCAAAGGUCCGCUGGCCAAAUCGACGAAGGAGUUCGUAAAGGAGACGUAUGAAUCAGCAGAAAAAUGCCUGAGGACUAACUACUAUGGAAUCAAACAAGUAACUGCUGCUCUUCUGCCUCUUCUUCAACAAUCAAAUUUGCCAAAAGUAGUCAAUGUAUCCUCUUCCGUUGGCCAGCUUCAGUACAUCCCCGGUGAGAAUAUCAAAAAGGAGCUCGGUGACAUUGAUAGCCUCACGGAAGAGAAAGUGGACAGCUUGGUAGUGAGAUUUCUAAAGGAUAAGAAGGAGGACACGGUGGAAACUGGAGGCUGGCCGAUCAUUGCAUCCGCUUACCUCACCUCGAAAGCAAUUCUCAAUGCUUACACAAGAGUUUUGGCUAAGAAGUACCCCGGAAUUGCCAUCAAUGCCGUGAGCCCCGGUUUCGUCAAGACCGACCUAAACCACAACACAGGGUUUUUGCCAGUCGAGGAAGGCGCGAAAGGUCCCGUUAUGGUGGCUCUAUUGCCAGAAGCUGGACCUUCCGGCAUGUUCUUCAAUCGGACGGUUGUAUCGACCUUUUGAUCAAUAUUUGGCUUCAGUAGUGCAGAGAGGCCACGCUCGUUUGGACCCUAAACUUACGUUCUUUUGUAUUUUUCCUGCUAUCUACUUGUAGGAGUUUCUAAACCGCAUUACACUUGCUAUACUGAGAUUGGAGGAAGUGUAGUAGUCUUAAGAAUUUUUUUUUCUUUUGUCAUAGUUGUCAAAGAGUUGGGGAGGAGAAUAAAUGACUUGUGCUGAUAUGAGUUUCGGAAUGAUUUAGCCCGAUACGUCAAGACAUGAUUCUAUUUUGUCUAAAUUUUUUAUACAGUCACUUCGAGUACGUAUGGAAUGACACUGUUCUUCCAAAUGGAAUUCUAUCUCCGCAAACCAAUUAAAUUACUGAUCUGGAAGUCUCAAGCCGCAACCGGAAUGUAAACGCG
Messenger RNA from Rhodamnia argentea, 1324 nucleotides. Its product is annotated as salutaridine reductase-like. The record is from RefSeq and is a predicted model, not a curated record. Lineage: Eukaryota; Viridiplantae; Streptophyta; Magnoliopsida; Myrtales; Myrtaceae. Bases 48 to 926 code for a protein of 292 amino acids. The transcript is spliced from 5 exons. Gene Ontology annotation, cellular component: membrane.